CAGUGAUCGUAUCUCUUUGGCUUCAACUCCCCAAGACGUCACAUUCCAGUGUGGGAAGACCACAGGUACGAGGCUGAAAGGGAUGAAUAAGAGAGACCGGUGUGAGCGAAGGAGGAGAAGGAAAAGACAGUGCAAGUAAACAAAAACAAACCGAUGAGGAGAUUAUGGGGAUCGGACACUACUGGCUACUGCUUCUGCUGGUCGACUGCCACCAACGGAUUACAGGAGCCAUGAGUAGCAUCAGUCCGUACAUAAAGCAUUAUGAGGGCUUGUCAUACGACAGGGAGGAUCUUCACAGGAAGCACCUGAGAGCCAGGAGAGCCUCACACCCUCAGGAACACACACUACAGCUGGACAUUUCUGCUUUCAACAGAACUUUCCGUCUGCUUUUGAAACACAAUGCAGAAGCUUUUACCGAAAAUGUAAUGGUGUUCAGGAAAAGUGGUUCCGCUCCGGCUGACCUCUCCCACUUAUACUCAGGAAAACUCGAGGGAGAAAGUGGUUCAGCCUGCCAUGGCUCGGUGUUACAGGGUCAGUUUGAGGGAACCAUCCACACAGACAACGGCACCUAUCACAUAGAGCCAAUCCAGAGAUACACCAGCAACCACACAGACCACCACUCUGUAAUCUACCGCGAGGACGACAUGGUCCUUCCUUCCAUGAGAACGGACGCUGAUGGAUUCUGUGGAGCAGAUCAUCUGAACGCCCUCGCCCAAAGACUCAGAACCGACGAGAAAGCGCCGGUGAGCCGGUCGAGGAGAAAAGUGGAUGAGUCAAAGACCAGCUGCUUGAUCCACCUUCACGCUGAUCACCUUUACUACAAGAAGUUCACGUCUGUUGAUGCUGUCGUGGCUCAGGUUGCGUCCUACAUCCGUGCUGUGAAUGACAUCUAUGACAAGGUGGACUUUGAUGGAAUCAAGCUGAUCAACUUCAAAGUGAAAUCCCUCAAAAUAAUGGUGGAGGAGGACAAAGACGAUCCUCUGGACCGUCGGUUCAUCGGGCCUGAGAAACUGCUGAGUCUUUUCUCUGAGAACAACUGGGGCAACUUCUGUCUGUCCUACCUGCUCACCAACAGAGACUACAGCGGAGUGCUAGGGCUCGCCUGGGAGGGCAAAGCUGGUAACUGGGGAGGAAUAUGUUCACGGCAGACAAAACUUCGGAACGGCAAGACCUCCACCCUGAACACCGGUUUGGUCACGAUUCAGAACUACGGACUGUUUCAGCCUCCACGCCACAUCCAGCUGACCUUCGCCCAUGAGCUCGGACACAGUCUUGGAUCUCAGCACGAUAAAGACUCAAACUGCGGUAACCUCGGCUCCAGCGGCGGUAAAGGCCGGUACCUGAUGUUCCCUCAGGCCACAGACGAGGUGCGUGAAAACAACGACAAGUUCUCGCCCUGCAGCAUCAAGCACAUCUCCGAGUUCCUGAAGCUGAAGAAGGACGACUGCUUCGUGGUCAGUGAUCAGCCCAUCUGUGGAAACCAGAUUGUGGAGGAAGGCGAGGAGUGUGAUGUCGGUCACAACGACGCAGACCUCUGCUGCUUCAGCGCCAAACAGCCUGCAGGAGUCCAGUGUCACCUGAAGCCCGAGAAAGUCUGCAGUCCGAGUCAGGGCCUGUGCUGUGGUCAGGACUGUGUGUUGAAGCCAGCGGGGCAGACCUGUGACGAUGAGACGGACUGUCAGAAAGAGGCUAUGUGUUCAGGCCUCACCCCGUUCUGCCCCGAGCCCAGCGCCAAGGAAAACCUCACCGUCUGCAGCGAGGGCACACGAGUUUGUAUGAACGGGGUCUGUGCCGAGUCAGUGUGUGUGAGGCACAGCCUGCAGCAGUGUGACUGUCCAGGAGACUCCAUGAGGGAGAAAUGCCACAUGUGCUGCCAGCAGCCCGAUAAGCCUGAGACCUGUGCGAGCACCACCUCCUCCGUGCUGUCCCGUCACUUCCAGAAGAAGGCGCUGGCGUUGGUCAGCGGGGCUCCGUGCUCAGAGAAUCGAGGAUACUGUGACAAAUUCCACGUGUGUCGACUGCUUGAUGCAGACGGGCCCAUCGCAAGACUGAAAAACUCCUUUAUCAAUUUAGAUGACUUCGAUGAUAUAGCAGAGUGGAUGAAGGCUCACUGGUGGGCCAUCCUGCUGGGUAUCCUGACCCUGUCCGCAGCGAUGGGCCUCACCAUCUGCAUCUGCGGCCGUAAGCUGAACACCAGGGACUUGAGUGACCUCUGACCUCUGAUCCCUCUGGGAAUGUGAAUAUGCAUCUUCAUGACGAUGCACAAAUUCAUCAUGCUCAAUCAUCAGGGACUUUUAAGGGUCACAGUCACAUUGAAAGACUUCAACUUUGCUCCACAAGCAGGGAGUGAUCUGCAGGUGACCUGUGGCAAAGAAUACACCUCCUCAUCACCCCUCGUGCUGUUUUGUUAACUGAUACCUUAGUGACGUCAUUAGGUGUCAGGCACUUUUCCAUGUGUCACUUGCCUGCUCAUAUAUCCACAAGUCUCCAGUGAUGGAUGUGUCUUGGAACAUGUCCCUGUUGCUGCCCACUGUCGGUCAGUCAACCCCCAUUUACAGCCACAUGGCAUCAUGCAGCCACAGCAGUCUAAAGACACGUGUCCCAGCAAAGGCUGAUGGGACUCUCCGCUGCUCGGCCCUGCAGCGUCCUUCAUGUUGUAUUUGUUGUGCUAAUUUCAGCUUUCCAUUACAGUGAAACCUUUGGCCUGAAUGCUUUCAUUUGCAUUGCUUGUCUACACAGCUAUUAAAGGUAAUAAAAAACCA
Molecule: messenger RNA, 2762 nt
Organism: Eleginops maclovinus (Patagonian blennie)
Lineage: Eukaryota; Metazoa; Chordata; Actinopteri; Perciformes; Eleginopidae
Product: disintegrin and metalloproteinase domain-containing protein 10
Exons: 15
Coding region: 165-2216 (683 amino acids)
Biological process (GO): membrane protein ectodomain proteolysis; Notch signaling pathway
Cellular component (GO): plasma membrane
Molecular function (GO): metalloendopeptidase activity
Source: RefSeq, a predicted model, not a curated record